Molecule: messenger RNA, 2544 nt
Organism: Spizellomyces punctatus DAOM BR117
Lineage: Eukaryota; Fungi; Chytridiomycota; Chytridiomycetes; Spizellomycetales; Spizellomycetaceae
Exons: 6
Coding region: 827-2407 (526 amino acids)
Biological process (GO): cell surface receptor signaling pathway
Cellular component (GO): membrane
Molecular function (GO): transmembrane signaling receptor activity
Source: RefSeq, a predicted model, not a curated record
GUUGUUGAGGAGGUGAGGACAAAAGCUGUUUCCUUUCCCCCGUUGAAACCAGUCGGUCGUAGCCAUUGUUGUUGCUCUUUUAAACAAAAAAAACUUUUCAACCCAAAUGUUGUGUCCGUCCCGGUGGGUUAACAAAAGAUGAACCAAGUCGGCUUAUUUUUGUAGGUCGAGUCGUCCGGAUGGAUGGUAAAAUAUAUGACAAGGGCUGUCACUGGUCCCUUUCGUGUUGUUUCCUCCUCCAAAUGUGCACCCACGAUUGCUCGUCGUCCAUUUAAACCUCAUACCAUACAGCGUUCCCGACGCCGAAUUCUAGUGCUGUCCUACUAAAUCAUGUCCUGUGGAAGGUUGACCUGGUGGUCAGUCGUGGCUUUCAUUUCAUUGCUGUGGCCGGCGUGUGUUGAGUCGCAAGGUAGUCAACAAAGAACAAGUAACCAUGCAUGCAAGUUGUAACUAAUUCUGUGCUCCCUAUCAUCGUGUGUCGGCAAUAGGAUGCAGAAACUACGACAUUCCUAACGGCGUAUGUGCUGGGCUGAUUACAUACCCUGUAUCGCCCCUCCUUUCGGCAAGCUUUGCUGAAAAGGCACUCGAAAACAAUGGGAUCCAGCUAUUAAGAGUCUCCCUAGCGCCAUAUCCACAAUGCUAUGCAGCAUACGUUGGUUGGGCAUGCUCAGCGGCCUUUCCGAGAUGUACUGCGAGUGGUAACGGAACAAUUGUGCGGCCACCUUGCAAGUCUACAUGUUUAGAGGCGUCCAUAUAUUGUAAAGAGAUAUUCGCCUUACUCGGCAUUGCAGACCAGCUACCCAAUUGCGAAGGUAGCAUCCCAGGGAUGAUGAUUCCUUACCCGACACAGCCGGAUCGCUGUGUUGCGCUCACAGUUAGUGGUAACCAGUCAGAGCCUGCUAAUCCACUCAUACGUCUCGAUCCGGUCACUGGAGAAACGACGGUUGUCAAUCCACCCACCUGCCGCGCUCCCCUGGUUCCCAACCCUAACCCCGCACUCCCUCCAACAGCCCAGCGGGCUUGCUUCGGUGCAUGCUGUAUAUCCUGUCCACACCUUGAAGCGUUCUUCCCACCAAAUAAAAUAUCAAGCUAUCUCAACGUAACCGAUUCUUUGCGCGCCAUCUCGGCAAUCCUUUCGCUCUUCGUUUUGAUAUCCUAUGCCCUGUUACCGGGAAAACGGGUGCAUCCAACGGUCAUUUUGCUAUGGUUCGUGGCGGCGGUGUUCUUGUUCAGCGCUACCACGUUUUUCAAUCUCGGCAGAAGAAAGGCAACCCAAUGUGGUGACGAUAACGUUUCUGAGGCUGAUCAGGGUAACAACACCACAUGUGCGGUGCAGGGAGCAGCAUUGUUUUAUGCAUCUCAAGCGUCCAUACUGUGGUGCGCUUAUCUGAUUUUGAAUUUACAUGUGACUACAGUCUGGAAUUCACACUUUUUUGCGGAUAAGUACCCCUUCAUCCACACUAUCUGCUGGGGAGUGCCUCUCGUAGUCACAGCAGUAGGAAUCUACCUCAAAGGCGUCGCCUUCCAGUUUGGGUCCCUCUGUUUCCUCUCUUCAUCUCGCUCUUCCCCUCUGUUCUUUUACCCAAUGUCGCCUUUCAUUUUCCUCGGAUUUGCUAUCCAUCUCUGGACGGUUUCUUACGUUGCAAGGGUUGCGGCAGAAGCAGGAGGUAUUGGGUCUACGUCAGUAGGAGAAGGGAGUUCCGAAGGCUCCGCGCGGGGUGAGAGUACGAGACGCCGAGUGAUGAAGAUCUGGAGGACGAGUUGGAGGAGCAUGUUACUUGUCACAAUGUUUUUGACUACGUUUAUGUAUUUUUGGAUGUUUUAUUUUACACAAAAUGAUCGAGUGCAAAAAAUUGGGCCUGGCACACCUUUCAUCACCGAAUGGCUAAAGUGCAUCUUAUCCUCCGAUGGCUCUCAAGAGACUUGUUCCAACAUCCUAACUCCGCAUCUCCCAUCAUACGUCGUGCUCGUCCUAGCUGAUACCUUCCCCAGCCUAAUGGGCAUCUGGCUAUUCAUUAUCUUUGGGCUACGAGGGAGCAUUGUAGCCGAGUGGAAAGAAUUUUUCCGACGAAGAAAGGAGCGAAACUUUGUUCGUGACCCUACUGCAAGUGGAUCAGAGGUUGUUAUGGGUCGAUGGGCUGUAGAGGAGCAUGUUGACAGGAAGGGUACACGGGAAAUACGAACAAACAGCCGACCACAACCAUCAAAUUCUGGAUUCGUGAAGGAUAGUCGAUCACAGCACCGCUAUCCACCUCACUCUGCCCCUGCAUAUAACUCAUACAUGCAGUCCUCCUCGUACGACGAUGCGGAGAGUGCGGAAACGACGUCGAGCAGCGUCCCUAUGAUACGACCCACACCCGAAUUUGUAAGACCGCCGCCCAGACCUGCUGGCAGGAGACUGGAAUAGUUGCAUAAUACAUUAACCAGUACGACAGUCAUGUAAUCAUUUUUCUUCUUGGUUGGACAAGAUAGCUAGGUAGAGUGUUCAGCUAUGUACAGUUUUUUUUUUCUUCUUAUAACAAUGUAGAAUGUUUUUGGCGUAAA